CUAAGUCAGGUCGUUAUAAUCCUCAUCUAUAUCCUGUAAGCGUCCUGCGCAGGGUCUGGUCUAGUCUGAGGGUCUCUGCAGCACCAUGGGAGCCUCCAGUUGCAAGGCGUCUCUCCUCUCUGGGCUGCUGGUGUUCAUGCUGUGUGUCGUCUCUUCUCUCUGCCAGGAUGAAUAUUCUGGAUAUCACUCAGGUGAGGAACAUACCUAUGAAGGCUCCUUGGUUGACCCCUACGACAACUUCGCCUCUCCUCAGCCAGAGUAUCCACCUGAGCCGACUCACAGCUAUGAUGAGGACCAGAGGCCAGAGGAGGACUACGACCCUUACGGCCCUGAACCCACCCAAGUCACCAUGAUCACAGAGGACGUCUUCCCCUACGCCACUACGGCCGAGUCCCACUACGCCAAGGAGGACACAGAGACCAUGCAGGUCCCGUAUGAGUAUCCUCCAGCAGGACCAGACACCGACUCCUCUGAGGAGGAGUCUGGGGUAGACGCAGCGCUCGGGGAGGAGGAGGGGCCGACAGAGUGCGACUGUGAGCCUGGACAGCCCGGAUUCGCUGGCUUUGCAGGACCAAAGGGAUCCAGAGGUCUGCAGGGUAAAACCGGUGAGCCAGGACCUCAAGGCAGAGAGGGUUAUAAAGGAACCAAAGGGGUUCGUGGAAGAGGAGGAGACACUGGACCAGUGGGCGACGCUGGGCCUGAAGGAGAUGAAGGAGCCUCUGGUUUCUCUGGAGCCAUGGGAGAACCUGGACUUUUCGGAGACCCAGGAGAUCCAGGAGAGUUGGGUCUAAAGGGUGACAUCGGUAUGGAGGGACCUCGCGGAGGAGUCGGAGGUCCUGGUGAGACUGGCCCUCGUGGUGACCCUGGGCCUCCAGGAUCAAAGGGAGGUACUGGUAUCAAGGGGUCUCGUGGUGACGAAGGCAAAGAGGGUCCUCAGGGAGAAGAAGGACUGAAGGGUCAGAUCGGGGCUCCCGGGUUUCCAGGUGAUGUCGGCGACAGAGGAUACACUGGUUAUCCUGGACAGCCAGGAUCCGUCGGACCCAGUGGACCGAAGGGUACCAAAGGUUACAGCGGCCUGCCGGGCAGUGACGGUGACCCUGGAGAAGAUGGUCCAUUAGGAGUUCCAGGUGUGAUGGGCGAGCCCGGACUGUUUGGACCCAAGGGCAAUAAGGGAGAUCGGGGUGUAAAAGGACCUCGGGGAAGAGUGGGUGCUGUGGGACCUGGAGGAGAGCAAGGAGAUGCUGGAGUACCGGGGAAACCAGGACCGAAGGGCCUGCAGGGUCCGACUGGUGCUAAAGGUGAAACAGGACCCGAUGGUGAGAAGGGUGCAGCGGGGAAGAAAGGGAUUAAAGGUGGAAAAGGACAAAAGGGGAGCGUGGGAGACGGUGGAGACAAAGGACAGCGUGGUCCAAAAGGCACACUCGGUCGUAAUGGUAACCCUGGUCCCAAAGGACCGCCUGGAAUCCCAGGUACCAGAGGAGAGCGAGGUGCAAUUGGUGACCUGGGAGUUAAAGGCCGAGCUGGACCCAAAGGAGCUCCAGGUCGCGCUGGUCCUGGUCUGACUGAUGAACAGGUCCUGCAGCUCUGCAGAGGCGUGGUCACCGCCCAGAUCUCUCAGUACGCCGCCUCAAUCCGGGCCAAAUGCUCCCAGGGCUGCCCCAUCAACAACAGGACACUCAUCGGGCCCCCAGGAGCCCGGGGGCCGAUGGGAUCUACAGGCAAACCUGGCAAGGCAGGAAAAGCCGGACCAAAAGGAGCUAGAGGACCUCAAGGUGACAGAGGACUGGAGGGACAGAAAGGAGCGCAGGGUGACAGAGGUCAAAAGGGCUCUAAAGGCCUCGCAGGUGAUCCAGGUAAAGGUCUGCCGGGCCCCGAUGGACCGCAAGGCCUCAGAGGUUUGCCAGGUCACCCUGCAGAACCCAAAGAUGGCAUGGAGGGUCCCCGAGGUCCCCGUGGCUUCCCUGGUCCAGUUGGUCAGUCUGGUAUGCUCGGGAUCGCGGGUGUGCCUGGAUUUUGUGAGGCACGGGACUGCAGCAUUCAUGCGCCAGUGAUGCGCAAAGAGCAAGGUCUGGUGAAAGGACCGGUCAGUUCAAAGAUCUGAACCUGAGCACGAGCAAUGAGCACCACCGUGAGAUAAUAGAAGGUCAGAGAUCCACCUGAUGGCAACUUCAAGGUUUGUCUCAUUGAAUUCCAGCUGACAUUAGAACUGGUUUUAAAUGGGACAGAAAAUGUGUUUGAUUUAUGACAAGAGUUUGUUUAAAAGCUGCGAAUAAUUCUAUCCUUCGUUUAAAAUGUCAGAGGACCAAGUGUAGUGCCCUGGGGUGCUCCGCUGUGGACAGGUUUGGUAAGUAAUGGGAACUGAGAUGGAAUGAAACCAGAAAAGACUUUUCCAUCUGCGCUGGACAAAGAUUUUAGAGGUUUUAUAAAGAUCCAAACACUGUUACAACUUUAACCACACACAGUUACAUCUGAGAUGUUUCCUUAAUUUGAUAAAAACACUAAAUGAU
Epinephelus fuscoguttatus (brown-marbled grouper) is the source of this 2507-nucleotide messenger RNA. RefSeq lists its product as uncharacterized. The record is from RefSeq and is a predicted model, not a curated record. Lineage: Eukaryota; Metazoa; Chordata; Actinopteri; Perciformes; Serranidae. The transcript is spliced from 26 exons. Bases 86 to 2101 code for a protein of 671 amino acids.